This is a messenger RNA of Micropterus dolomieu (smallmouth bass), 1257 nucleotides long. It is a transcript of the gene bcl2l16, whose product is annotated as BCL2 like 16. Gene Ontology annotation, molecular function: protein heterodimerization activity; protein homodimerization activity. The record is from RefSeq and is a predicted model, not a curated record. Gene Ontology annotation, biological process: regulation of apoptotic process; extrinsic apoptotic signaling pathway in absence of ligand; intrinsic apoptotic signaling pathway in response to DNA damage. Lineage: Eukaryota; Metazoa; Chordata; Actinopteri; Centrarchiformes; Centrarchidae. Bases 266 to 877 code for a protein of 203 amino acids. The transcript is spliced from 3 exons. Gene Ontology annotation, cellular component: mitochondrial outer membrane.
CAGAAAUGCCUCUACAGGAGAAAGGAAGUAUCCCCAGUUUGCAGAUGUUGCAACAUGAACAUAUGAGACCUGAUAGGAGCCUCUAUCAACCAUGUCAUUUCCCCUGUUCCCUGGCUCAGCAAUGAGGAACAGCUAGCAUCCUCACACCACCAUGACUGACUGAUGUGACGUAGAGUAUGACUAUGCUGCUUGGCAAGGGAGCUGUCAUCUGUGGCCAACUGAGAAUACAGCUUGGUGAUUAGUGAAGUGGCAAUUCGAGGCGACUAUGUGCCAGUCGGAGGUGCCAAAGGUCAGAAUAGGCCUUAACAGUCCUGACCCGCUGGUGAGAGAGGCUUUUCUUAUGGCCCAUGACUACAUAGACUAUAUAACCACAGGGGGGGCAGAUGGCACUAUGGGUCCUGCCACUACAGCCUGCACUGCAGCCCUGCGCCACGCGGGAGACGAACUCCUCACCCGCUUCCCCAUAUUCUUUAGGCGCUGGCCUCGCGUCUUCCAGGAUGUGACGGAGAACACGGCCUGCUCCAUGCUCACAAGCAUCCUGGAUGAGCACUUCUUUCCCCCUGCCCCUGGGGGGCGGCGCAGGGACCUGGCCUGGAGUGCGGUGCUGUCAGUGUACGUGCUGGCUGGCCAGAUGGCCCUGCAUUGCCAUGAGAGGGGUAUGGUGGUGGUCCUGCCACAGCUGAAGGAGUGUGUGGGGGCCUACGUGGAGAGGGUCAUCUGCCCUGAGAUACGAGACAAGGGAGGAUGGUGUGGUUUUGUGGCACGCUUUGGAGAGAAGCAGGGCUUGGAGGUCCAGGUGAAGAGAGUGUGCUGUUGGACACUGCUGGCAUUGGCCAUCAGCAGCCUCACCUACUUCCUCUGGAAAAGAAUGACUUAGCCAACACUGCCACCUAGUGACCACAACCAGAAGGUCCUCCAGAGUGAGCUACCACAUGAAAAUGUCGGCAGAGGGAUUCUAGUCCAUGUUUUAAUCCUGUAGAAAUGUGUCAGUCAGUAAAUAACCCAUACACAGUAAUUCACAUCAUUCAGUGUUUAUAUAAUGUUCUGGAGAGAACAGAUGUUCAGAGUUCUGGUAUCAGGUGUUGUAUGGAGCAUUUAAGCCAUUCCCAUAGUCACAUGCUCGGAAAACUGAGCUAACAGUGUUGGUGUAGCAGGAUGUGAACUUCGAGCAGGCAUUGUAAAUUAGUCUGCUCUGAGUUCCUUGUUCGGUGUGCAUGAAUUGACAAUUACGAACCAACUGAUCAGACUAAAAUGCCC